AUAUUUUUAAAUAUUUAUCUUUGUUAAUUUUUUGGUUGUGUGUUUUAAUUUUUGAGUGUGUAGUUAGUUAGUUAGUAUUAGUAUUCUAGUUAGGUGAGCAUAGUUAGUAUUUCUGGUAGAGGUAAGUUAGCAUCCUUAGUGUUUCGGUAGAGUAGUCAGCGCGGGGAGCAUUUAGUUAGUUUCGGGGAUCCUUUUCAGGUACUACUAGCUCUAGGCUAGUAGUGCACUUGUUAAUCCGGCAGCGGAGCUAGUGCCGAGGGCUCUAGACAGCCAGGGCCUGCGAGCAUAGGAGCGGGUCCGCCCUCACUGCCCCGAUGCGCCCGUCUGCCCAGGCAAUGGCCCUGAGACAGUUUGUGGUGCUCCGCACGCUGGGGGAGGGCGGUUACGGCAAGGUCAAGCUGGCGCUGCAUCUGCCGACGGGCACGGAGGUGGCCAUAAAGAUCGUGCCCAAGGGCGGCAACCGCGACAAGUUCCUGGCCCGCGAGGUGGCCUGCAUGAAAGUCCUUCGGCACCCGAACGUUCUCCAGCUCUUCCAGGUGGUGGACACCGAGGACGAGGUGCUGCUGGUCCUGGAGCGCACGCAGGAGGGUGACCUGGAGACUACCUGUGCAGGUGCGGGCGCGCCGCCUCUUCAAGCAGAUCCUCGCAGCGCUCAGCCACUGCCACGCCCGGGGCGUGGCACACCGGGACCUGAAGCCGGAGAACCUGCUCCUGGACCGGCACCGAAACAUAAAACUCGCAGACUUCGGGCUCAGUGCCCAGUUCUCCGGGGCGUCGCUGCUCAAGACCCCCUGCGGCACCCCGGAGUUCGUGGCCCCCGAGCUCUUCCGUCGGCAGGCGUACAGUGGCCCCGUGGCGGACGUCUGGAGCCUGGGGGUGGUCCUCUACGACAUGGUCACCGGGGAGCUGCCCUUCGAGGGCAACACCUUCGGGGAGCUGCGGGCCAGGGUGCUGAGCGGCAUCUACCACGAGCCGCACUACCUCUCCCAGCAGUGCCGGGACCUACUGAAGAAGAUGAUGACGCUCGACCCCCAGAGCCGCAGCACCCUGGACAGCAUCAUCAAGCACCCCUGGGUGGGGCUGCCCAACGGACUCCCGCCCUGCCGCAAGCCGUCCCUGGGCCAGCACGAGGCCGCAACGGAAACCAUGGUCUGCCUUGGGAUCCGGAAAGAAGACAUCGACAGGGCACUUUUGGAGGCCAGGGAGCCACCCAGUGGCCAUGGUGAAAGGAGCACACCAGUGGAGGCCGAGGCCCUGGAGAGAGCACUCCAGCCAGAGGGGCCAGGAGCAGCAUGAGAACAUAGGUGUGGAGCACAGAUGUCCGCAAGCACAGCAGUCCCAAGAGCAGGUGAA
This is a messenger RNA of Talpa occidentalis (Iberian mole), 1353 nucleotides long. RefSeq names its product serine/threonine-protein kinase MARK1-like. Gene Ontology annotation, molecular function: protein serine/threonine kinase activity; ATP binding. The record is from RefSeq and is a predicted model, not a curated record. Lineage: Eukaryota; Metazoa; Chordata; Mammalia; Eulipotyphla; Talpidae. Bases 892 to 1296 code for a protein of 134 amino acids. Gene Ontology annotation, cellular component: cytoplasm. The transcript is spliced from 2 exons. Gene Ontology annotation, biological process: protein phosphorylation; intracellular signal transduction.